AGCACACAAGUCUCUUUCAAACACCCCCCCUAGGCUCUGAUCCUCUCCCACGUUCACUUCUCUCCAACCACCGUCGACUGUCUCUAUUCUCCUCCGGCCACCUCCACCUAAUGAAUGUAAAUGCAGGACGCUCCUAUUAGUGUAACCUUCGUCUUUGGGUUGAAGCCAAGCAUUAUGAUGGCCCUAUUUACAGUGAUGCUGCUGGUGCUGCCGAUGGUGCUGCCGCCAUUGCCGCCGCCACCAAUGUUCUUGAUGUGGAUCCCUGUUCUCAUGAUGGCGGCUCUCGUUUUUCUGGCGUUUAUGCCGUCCACCUUGCCUCCGGAUGUUAAUUUUAGUGCCUAUGCUUAGAUAGCCCCAAAAGAAAAUUUCCUCUCUUUUUCAUCUUGAAUGGGUAAAAUGUAGGAAAUGUGGCUAAAGAGUUGGAGAAUUUGCUUGCAAAUGAAAUCAAUUCCCCCUA
This is a messenger RNA of Rubroshorea leprosula, 457 nucleotides long. NCBI's taxonomy places the organism in Eukaryota, Viridiplantae, Streptophyta, Magnoliopsida, Malvales, Dipterocarpaceae. The record is from the annotation of a GenBank genome assembly.